AUGCAUUCCUCCCUCAACCGCGCGCAGGCCGUCUUCGGCUUCUUCACCACCGUCGCCCUGGUGGUCGCCGGACUGGCCGCGCUAUCGACCCUCUUCUUCCCCACAGAUGCCACAACAGCCUCCGUACAGCUGAAGAACGUCCAAGUCGUCAAAGGCCGACCACACUACUACUCCACAAAACGAGAAGAAUACGCCCAAAUCCGCUUCGACCUUGACGCAGACCUCUCCCCGCUUUAUAACUGGAACACAAAACAAGUCUUCGUCUACGUUUACGCAAGCUACUCCUCCUCCGACAACCCGGACAGCUCCCUCCGACAAUCAGAAGCCGUUAUCUGGGACGCUAUCAUCCCCGCGCCCCCAUCACCAUACUCCUUCGACGCAUUGAAGGAAAAGGUUUUACCGCAUUUACCGGCUUCGAUAACCGGUUCGGCUGGAAAGAAGGCUAAGCGGAGCUCGAAGGCCAGCGCCAAGAAGAAUCAGAACAAGAAAGUCGAUGAGCAGCCGGGCGUUCUGAGACUACGCGGUCAAAAGGCUAAGUAUCAGAUUAGUGAUAUUACGGGGCGUCUUGCGGGGCGUCAGAAUGUUACGUUGGCUGUUGGGUGGAAUGUUCAGCCUUGGGUUGGGGCGCUUUGGUGGGCUCCUGCUACCGGGGCGGUGCCGAGGACGGAGGGGAAUGUUGGGAGGAGUGAGGCUUUUGAGUUUCCCGCGUUGAAGCAGAAGAAGAGUGAGGCUGGGAAGGAGGGUGCGGCGACUGCGGGUGCAGGUGCGGGUGCGGGUGCGGCGUGA
Molecule: messenger RNA, 786 nt
Organism: Penicillium waksmanii
Lineage: Eukaryota; Fungi; Ascomycota; Eurotiomycetes; Eurotiales; Aspergillaceae
Product: signal peptidase complex subunit SPC3
Exons: 2
Coding region: 1-786 (261 amino acids)
Biological process (GO): protein targeting to ER
Cellular component (GO): signal peptidase complex; membrane
Source: RefSeq, a predicted model, not a curated record